This is a messenger RNA of Filobasidium floriforme, 1281 nucleotides long. RefSeq lists its product as uncharacterized. The record is from RefSeq and is a predicted model, not a curated record. The transcript is spliced from 6 exons. Gene Ontology annotation, molecular function: oxidoreductase activity. The coding region runs from base 163 to 1179 and encodes 338 amino acids. Lineage: Eukaryota; Fungi; Basidiomycota; Tremellomycetes; Filobasidiales; Filobasidiaceae.
AUCCUCGUCUCUGUUUCGCUACACCUCGUACUGCUGUAGACAACUCCAGAACUCAAUUCUAUAUACUACUCAGCUCACCACAAUGACUGCCACUCCCGCUACCUGCCGCAGCAAGUCGGAAAUAUUCACGAGGAACUCGUGAGCGGUUUCGCUGAUCAUGUUAUGCUCGUGUGCCCUGCAGCCUGGUACCAGACUGUUCGAGGGAAACCUGCCGAUGCACUGAAGCUUAACGAGAGCGCUCCGGUCCCUAAGCCCGCCCAAGGAGAGGUGCUCAUCCGAGUACACUCGGUCGGUCUCAACCCGGUCGGCUACAAGCUGAUGGCCAUGACAGUUUGGCCACUGUUCAAGCUGCCCGCUAUUCCGGAAUUGGACUUCUCCGGGACCGUCGUAGAUGCCAACGGGACUACCUGGAAGGCCGGUCAAAAGGUGCUGGGUAGGUUUGGAACCGGAGCCAAGAUGAACAAGGGUCAAGGAGCUCUUUCCGAGUACACCGUGAUCUCGGCGGAGAACAUUGUCGAAAAGCCCGAUUCGCUGCCUUUCGACCAAGCGGCCGGAUUGAGCACCGUCGGCCUGACCGCAUACGACUGUCUCAGCGUCAGGCCCAAUCAGGUCAAGCCCGGUUCUUCCGUCUUCAUCAACGGAGGAUCUUCCUCUGUCGGCCAGAUGGCUGUCCAGAUCGCGAAGAACAUGGGAGCUAGCGACAUCGCUGCGAGCUGUAGCAAGGAGAACCAUGCUAUCGUGCGAGAGCUCGGGGCGACGGACUUGUACGACUACAAAGCGUCCCCAUUGACCGAACAGUUGAAAUCUUCCCGCUCUGGAAGACCAUUCGACCUGAUCGUCGAUGCCGUCGGAUCACCCGAACUGUUCACCUCGUCUACUUCUUACCUGAAGCCAGACGGGCUGUUCGUGACCAUCUCGGCCAACGGAUCGACGGCGGCCCCGAUGGGGAUGGCCAUGUUCAGGCCGACGUUCUUGGGAGGAACUCCGAGGGCUUUCAAGCUGAUCAUGACGGAUUGGAACAAGGGGCACUUUGCGGACAUGCUUCGAUGGCAAUCAGAGAAGAAGCUCAAGGUUCCUAUCGACUCGGUUCACCAGGGCACUCAGCAGGGCGUCAUGCAGGCUUACGAUAGAAUCAUGUCCGAGAGGGCCAAGGGCAAGGUCAUCAUCGACAUGCAAUGAUCGCCUGGAAUCAGCUCUCUCAACCGAGGUGGAUCUCGUCUUGAGCCUCAUGUUUGUUUUGUAUCUACCACAUCAGGACUGUAGCCCGAAACACGUACAAGA